Messenger RNA from Mauremys reevesii (Reeves's turtle), 574 nucleotides. It is a transcript of the gene ASCL4, whose product is annotated as achaete-scute family bHLH transcription factor 4. Lineage: Eukaryota; Metazoa; Chordata; Testudines; Geoemydidae. The transcript has a single exon. Bases 1 to 564 code for a protein of 187 amino acids. Gene Ontology annotation, molecular function: protein dimerization activity; DNA-binding transcription factor activity, RNA polymerase II-specific; RNA polymerase II transcription regulatory region sequence-specific DNA binding. Gene Ontology annotation, biological process: regulation of transcription by RNA polymerase II; developmental process. The record is from RefSeq and is a predicted model, not a curated record.
AUGGACAGCAAUAAAGAUGCUGGACUAUUGAAUGGGAUGUUAUUCUCAGGAGCUAUGUCCAUGGGAAAUAACCAUGUGAAUCCUCAUGGGUUACCACUAAGAGAGCCCUUUGGUGUUCCCUUCCAUUUCGAUCCAACUUAUUGGGACCAAGCCUACCGUGGUUAUUCAGGUAGAUUUUCCUACAUCCCUUUCUCUGGAUAUGUAGGAGUCUAUGACUAUUCUUUUGAGCCUGCCUUCAUUCGAAAGAGAAAUGAGAGAGAGAGGCAAAGAGUGCGUUGUGUGAAUGAGGGAUAUGCAUGCCUCCGAGAACAUCUUCCCAAGGAGCUUGCAGACAAACGCCUCAGCAAAGUGGAGACCCUAAGAGCCGCAAUAAAUUACAUUAAACACCUUCAGAGUUUGCUGGACUGUCAGCCGUUAGGGUCUACCACUAAGGAAACAAUAUCUGCUAAGGAGGCUACAGAUGCUUCCAGUCCUGAUCUAAGAAGGGAAUGCAACAGUGAUGGGGAGUCUAAAACCUCUUUAGCUUCAUCUCCAUACAGUGAGUUUGAGGAGACUUGCAUCUAGGAAACAUCAU